AUGACCCAACAUGUACGAGUUGAUUGUGGGCUGUCCGAAGGCAAGGACGCACCAACCGUGAUGUAUGAGGACAAUGCAGCAUGCAUUGCUCAGCUUAAGGACGACUACAUCAAAGGAGACAUGACGAAGCACAUCUUGCCUAAGUUCUUCUUCACGCAUGAACUACAGAAAACCGGCGAGGUCCAAGUUGUCCAAGUGCGUUCCAGUGACAACUCAGCUGAUCUAUUUACCAAGUCACUUCCUACCUCGACGUUCAGGAAGCUCACGCAUCAGAUAGGGAUGCGUAGACUGAAAAACCUUCAAUGA
Messenger RNA from Brassica napus (rape), 306 nucleotides. RefSeq lists its product as uncharacterized. The record is from RefSeq and is a predicted model, not a curated record. The transcript has a single exon. Lineage: Eukaryota; Viridiplantae; Streptophyta; Magnoliopsida; Brassicales; Brassicaceae. Bases 1 to 306 code for a protein of 101 amino acids.